UCCCCUAUCUCAGAAAACAUUGUAUUGUCAUUGAAUGAAGAUUAUAUUGACCCAAAUGACAACGAGUUAGAACUUCAUAACGGGGACGAACUGGCAGUCAUCCCACCAAUCAGUGGAGGAUAAACCAAUGCACACACAGAUAAUCCACGGAAACUUGAGAAGAUGAAUCACAUAGAUAUCACAGAGGAAAAGCUCAACUUGGAUCGUAUCACAGCCCUGGUCACUGCGCCCUCGUGUGGAGCGGUAUCAGUCUUCAUGGGAACAACGCGGGACAACUUUGACAACAAGCGUGUUGUAAAACUGGAGUAUGAGGCCUACGUUCCCAUGGCAAAGAAGAAAAUGGUGGAAGUUUGUGACCAGAUCCGAGCUCAGUGGCAGGUUGAACACAUCGCCAUUGUCCACAGACUUGGUGUUGUUCCUGUCACCGAGUCCAGCAUCAUCAUCGCGGUCUCCUCCCCACAUCGGAAGGAGUCGCUGACUGCCGUCUCCUAUGCCAUUGAUACCCUCAAGGCCACUGUGCCCAUCUGGAAGAAGGAAAUCUAUGAUGACCACAGUUCGGACUGGAAAGCUAACAAGGAGUGUGCAUGGGCUACACCAAACAAACAAUUAUAAUAUCAGAUCACUAUAAUAUUAUAACAAUACCCAGGGACUUUGCUGGAGACAAAUGGCAUUAGAACAUUUUUAUGAUUUUAUCAAAUCUUUAUGACAUUCUUCUAUAUCAUUAUUUUUUCUUUUUUAAAUUAGGAUAUUUUGGCUGACAAUCAGUCAGUGUCCUAGAAAAUGAACUGAUCUAAAACCCUGACUAUCACUGAUGGGUAAACUGUUGUGUGAAAUGAUCACACAACUGUAAUGUUAUGUUUUUAUGCAAAAUAUUUUAUAAUACCAGUCUGCUUUCCUCCCACAUUAAGGUGACACGCCAUGAUAUCACAUGAAUACUGCUAAAAGCGGCAUUAAGUCCAGCUCACUAACUCAGUAUACAUAUUAGGCAAACAAAAAUUACUUUGAUUAAUUCUCACUGGGAAUACUCCUGAGGUUUGAAAACAGGAUGUCUCAUUAUAUGUACUGGUAUGGAUGUGUCUCAUAUUUAAUGUAAGUUUUGUUUGUUGACAGCUAGUGAAGCCAUUUACUGGUGUAUUUAAUCUGAUGGCAAGGUUUUGCACAGUGAUAAGAAAUCAGAUUAUUCACCCACAUUUGUUGUGUAUACCGAAUUGUUAUACCUCUAUUAAGAAUCUGUGAAUUUCAUUGGUUAAUCCACAUCACAUGAUGAAACAAUAUAUUUCAAUGCUGACCUAAGUUGGCUAACAAUAGAAAACUGACCCAAAAAUGUUUACUAUUGACCUGUCACGUGAUCAAUAUUGAUUAUUUUUUUCAAGAAAACAACUUAUUGGUAAGUGGUAAUAUAUGGUUCGCUGAUCUUUCUGAAAAAGAUCUCGUU
Molecule: messenger RNA, 1435 nt
Organism: Haliotis rufescens (red abalone)
Lineage: Eukaryota; Metazoa; Mollusca; Gastropoda; Lepetellida; Haliotidae
Product: molybdopterin synthase catalytic subunit-like
Exons: 5
Coding region: 163-612 (149 amino acids)
Biological process (GO): Mo-molybdopterin cofactor biosynthetic process
Cellular component (GO): cytosol
Molecular function (GO): molybdopterin synthase activity
Source: RefSeq, a predicted model, not a curated record